AUGGAAGAACUAUUUAAAUAUAUUCGCAAGCAGCCAGAAGAUUUUGUAAUCAAUCUCAUUUCUGACCAGGAUGCAUGCAGAACGUAUAUUAGAUUGCUUCCUCCAUUAUCUCAACAAAUUCUUUUUAGACUUCUUUAUAUUGAGCGCGGAUUUCCACGAUCUGAAGUAGAAAAAUGGUCACCCAAGUCAAAAUCAAACGACUUAAUAAAUGCAAUUAAAAAAUUAAUUAAAGCACAUUUAGUUUACAUUGUAACAGACACUAUCUCAGAAAACAGCUAUAACAGCUCGAUUAUUAUUAACAAAAGAGUUCGUGAAGUUUUACUUGGUACAUAUGUUGAAGAUAAAAAAGCAUUUGUACGCCAGAAAAAUCCAUUUGCUCCAGAUGACCAACCAGAUGAAAAUUUCGUUCCAUUUGAUGAACUAGACCAAUCAAAGUUCCCAACAAUCGAUGAAAAAAUCCUUGAUGACUUCUCAAACUAUCAAUUAGAAUCUAUUUUAAGUUUUAUGUUGAAAUUACGCGACAACAUCGAUAAUGAAGCAAAGAAGAUCUUAUCAGAUGCCAAGCUCAUGGAAUUUGGAGGAAAUCUUUGUCCAAAAGGUCACAGAUUUUUACUUUUGUCUCCAAAGGAGCAAAUUUGGAGAAUUGUUAAAUGCUAUCUCAAAUUCACCAAGGAUUUGCACAGCUCACUCAGAUUCCUUCUAAAAAUAGGUUCCAUGGAAUUAUCGAAAGGAUAUCCAAUUACGAGUUUGACGCCAACUCAGAAAGAACUUCUGAGUCCAUUCAAGACUAUCGGGCUUGUUUACAUCGAUGGAGAUUACUUCUAUCCAACAAAAUCAAUUCUAAACUUCUUUGGCAAAUCCAACAUUUUUCAAACGGAAGGAUGGAUGCUUAUCGAUACAAACUUCAAGAUUACAGCAUUUCCAAAGAGUCCAUUACAUACAGCUCUUCUUAAAAAGUUCGCAAACGUAACUUACGAAUUUCCAGGUUUUGCAUCAGCUUUCAUUUCUCCUAACAGCUUCAGAGAAGCCUUAAACCAAGGUACUACACUUGAUGAUAUCAUUGGAUUCCUCAAAUCCAAUCUUUCCCACAAAAUUGGAUCCGGCCAAAUUCCGUCUGCCGUUAUGAAGCAGUUUUACGUAUGGAGAGACCAAAGAGAGAGGCUCACAGUCACUCAUGAGUGCAUCAUGAGGCAGUAUACCAAUCCAAAUGAUGCAAAUUUGGCCGCACAAUGUGCAAAGCAAUUGGCUGGAUAUGUAUACGGUCCCGCUGAAAAGAAGGAGAGCCAUUACUGGAUUGUCAUAACUCUGAGCUCAAUUGAACAGAGUUACAAACCUUAUCUUGAUAUGAUUCAAAAUAAUUCCGAAAAUGGCGGAUAUAUAUAA
Messenger RNA from Trichomonas vaginalis G3, 1383 nucleotides. RefSeq names its product phosphorylation of RNA polymerase II C-terminal domain. The coding region runs from base 1 to 1383 and encodes 460 amino acids. Gene Ontology annotation, biological process: nucleotide-excision repair. The transcript has a single exon. Gene Ontology annotation, molecular function: double-stranded DNA binding; ATPase activator activity. Gene Ontology annotation, cellular component: transcription factor TFIIH holo complex; transcription factor TFIIH core complex. NCBI's taxonomy places the organism in Eukaryota, Parabasalia, Trichomonadida, Trichomonadidae. The record is from RefSeq and is a predicted model, not a curated record.